GUUUUAUUCAUACUUGUGGAGGCACUUUAAAAGGGAGGAAUGGGACGAUAGAAAGCCCCGGCUUUCCAUAUGGAUAUCCAAAUGGAGCAAACUGUACCUGGGUGAUUGUUGCUGAGGAGGGGAGCAGGAUUAAUAUAGUUUUUCAAUCUUUCGCUGUGGAGGAGGAAUAUGACUUUUUAUCUUUGUAUGACGGGCAUCCACACCCGGCUAACUUCAGGACAAGGUUAACUGGAUUCACCAUCCCUCCGCCUGUUACCAGUUCUGGCUCCAUUUUUUCACUGAGGCUUACCAGUGAUUUUGCAGUAAGCGCUCAUGGAUUUAAAGUUGUUUAUGAAGAGCUGAGAAGCAACUCAUGUGGAAACCCAGGGGUUCCACCCAAAGGAAUACUGAAUGGAACGCAGUUCAACGUAGGUGACAAGAUCCGCUACCGCUGCGUCACCGGCUACGUCCUGGACGGACAUUCACUCCUCACCUGUGUGACCAACACAGCCGGUGUGUCGGUGUGGGACUUCCCUGUGCCGAUCUGCAGAG
Notothenia coriiceps (black rockcod) is the source of this 531-nucleotide messenger RNA. Its product is annotated as CUB and sushi domain-containing protein 3-like. The annotation marks the transcript as partial. The transcript has 3 exons. NCBI's taxonomy places the organism in Eukaryota, Metazoa, Chordata, Actinopteri, Perciformes, Nototheniidae. The record is from RefSeq and is a predicted model, not a curated record.